UAGUUAAUUAUUUCUUUGGUAAACUAAACUUUUAUAGAAUAAACAUGCUAAAACCGGUCCUGAACCAACUGGCUACGAAAAGGAUAGUGCUGGCCAGUGGUUCUCCAAGGCGACAGGAGUUGAUUCAGAAUAUAGGUCUUUCGAACGUUCAACUCUGUCCGUCCACAUUUGAGGAAAACCUCAAUAAAUCGGAUUACUCUUUUAGUGAAUAUGUUGCCGAGACGGCAUACCACAAGGUUCUGGAAGUAUACAAACGGCUUUCGGCGGCCGCAGACACAAACCAAAGGCCGGACAUUGUCAUCGGAGCAGAUACGAUGGUCACCAUGGACGGGAAAAUGUAUGGUAAACCAAAGACGCCGGAGGUCGCAUUUCAGAUGCUCAGUGAGUUGAUGGGCCGGCAGCAUAUCGUCUACACUGGGGUUGUGAUUAAAUAUCAUGACAAGGAGGUGAAGUUUACGGAAGCUUGUAAAGUAAACUUUGGCAAAGCCAAUGCCGAACAAAUCCGGGCUUACGUUGAUACCGGAGAACCGUUAGAUAAAGCUGGCGGCUACGGAAUCCAAGGCAUCGGCGGAACGUUCGUGGAGAAGAUUGAUGGGGACUAUUUUACGGUGGUAGGUUUACCUUUGUACCGGAUAUCGGCUGAGUUGUGUAAGUUAUUUGGCUAUGAGAUGAUUGAGUGAGGUCUUGCAUUUAUCAUUCGCAAAUUGGCAAGGUGAAUAAAAG
Molecule: messenger RNA, 723 nt
Organism: Sabethes cyaneus
Lineage: Eukaryota; Metazoa; Arthropoda; Insecta; Diptera; Culicidae
Product: dTTP/UTP pyrophosphatase
Exons: 4
Coding region: 45-680 (211 amino acids)
Molecular function (GO): nucleoside triphosphate diphosphatase activity
Source: RefSeq, a predicted model, not a curated record